AUGGUAAGACAGAUUCUUCUCAGAUCUGAGAAUAGUGAGAAUGUCUCUUUCUCUCUUUCUGACUAAUAAACUCUCAGUGGAAUGUCUUAUCACUUAUCACCAUGGUAAUUAACAGCUAAAGAGAAACCAGAGACCGUCACCCCCUGUCAUGUGAUCCUCCAUUGGUGGACUUGACUCCAACAGCUAUCUGUUUUCUCUGUAUGGCCUUGCCCCCAACCAUUAACUUCAGCCUCUCAACCUAUAACAAGCACUUAAACACAACCAUGACACUGACCUUAAACCUGACCCACUCUUUGUGCGAACAAGAGACAAAAUAGAGAGAAACUGAGAGGGAGGGAGAGAGAGAGAAAAGGAGAGAGAGAUGGGGUUUGUUGUUGGAUUGAAUGCAGUUCAUAGCCCUAGGUAUGUUGCAGCCUGCUGUGUCCUCCUUUCCAUUGAAUUAUAUUUCUUGUAAGAUCAUCUUGUUUUCUCCUUGUUCAUUUCUUCCUCCGUUGUAUUAUAAGAAUGUAGUCUUCUCACAGUAAUUGAGUGCUAUUGAAAAAGCCUGGAUUGACACCAUAGGAUGAUAGGGAGAGAGGGAGAGAGGGAGAGAGGGAGAGGGGGAGAGAGGGCAGAGAAAAGAGGAAGAGGUGGAACCACUGUUUUCCUCUGAAGAGAGAGUGCGUGUCUAGCAUUAGAGAUCUCUUAGCAGAUGGUGUGUGUAUUUACCUGCCCAUGAUGACGCACAGGAGAGAAUGGGCACCCACUAGUUGAAUCAACGUUGUUUCCACGCCAUUUCAAUUAAAUUACAUUGAAAGUUUGUGCCCAGUGGGAUAUCACUCUGACACCUUUACAUACAUUUACAUUUACAUUUACGUCAUUUAGCAGACGCUCUUAUCCAGAGCGACUUACAAAUAGGUGCAUUCACCUUAUAGCCAGUGUGAUAACCACUUUACAAGGUUUUUAUUUUUAUUUAUUUUUAUUUUUUUGAGUUGUAGGGGUUUAAUGGCACAGGCAGGGAGCCCAGCCAACAGCGAGUUGCUAUGGCAACAACACCAAGUUGAUAUGGUUUCUUUCCUCCAACAUAUGGAGAGAACAUAUUUUGUUCCAUUGGGGGAAUCUACCUUUGUUUCUUAAGUGUUUAGUGUUUCUCCAAGCUACAAUAGAAUGACUCACACCUGUUUUUCCAACUACAGUUAAAGUGAAAGAUUCUCAUUAGGUGAGUUGCUGGAUUGGAGUUUGGCAACAGAUCUUCUCUCCUGUGUGUGAGAGCGAGAUGGAGCUAGUUUCCCUCUCUCCACUUUCUCCUGAGUUCUAUUUGAUAUUUUGCAUGGUCUCACCGGUUCGGUGUGAUUUGUUGAAAAGAUCCUCUGUUAUGUAGACACACAAACUCCAGGGAGUAGUGUUAGCUCAACGUCAGCUCACUGACGUGUUCACUCUUCUAAAGGACAUGUAUCUUUUAGCUGUGCUGAGUCAAGAUGAUGGCUGUGUUUUAUCCAUCUGUGCUCUGGCUUUAUUUAGCCCUGGAGCUCUGCUUGGCUCACUGGAGCUGGUGUUUGUGUGGAUUGUGUGUGCAGUGUGUUCUGUGUGUACAAUAUAUGUGCUGCUGUGUGGUCUAUGGACUGUGUUGUUGUGCUGCCUGCUCAGUGUGGUCGUUGCUUAAAGACAAAUGACCCCAUUAGAAAGCACAGUGGGGGCGAUCCGUCAGAACCACCCUCUUUCUGCGUGCUCAGACACUGUCUGCCUGCCCUGCCCUGCCCACCAAAUCAAAUCAAAUCAUGUUAUUGGUCGCGCACACAUAUUUAGCAGAUGUUAUCGCAGGUGUAGCGAAAUGCUUAUGUUCCAACAGUGCAGUCAUUUACAAGUGCCACCACUCUGUUGUGGGGUUGUGUGUGUGACUGCACUGUGUAAAUGUUUGUGGUUGCAGUAUGAACAGUGCGUGUGUGUGCCAUGUGUGAGUGCAUGCGUGUGUGCGUGCAUGUGUGUGAGUACGUGUGUGUGUGAGUUUGUAUGUGUGUCACAGGAGGUUGGUGGCACCUUAAUUGGGGAGGAUGGGCUCGUGUUAAAGGCUGGAGCGGAAUGGUAUCAAAUGUGUUUGAAGCCAUUCCACUUGCUCCUUUCCAGACAUUAUUAUGAGCCGUCUUCAGCAGCCUCCUGUGGUGUAUGUGCAUGCAUGUUCUGUGUAUUUGUCAAAGCGAGCACUGCUGGGAGUCAAUGAGCACAGCACUCUGUGAAGCUGUGUCUCGCCUUCCUAAAUACAAGAUUAAUGAGAGCCUCGUAAAAAACAUGCUGAAGUCUUAUUAAAGCAGAACGAGGGAAGAAAACGGCAGAGAGAGCGGAGGAGAAGUUGUGUUCUACUUGGUGUGAGGGGCUAGCGAGGGGCGUAGGUACUGUACUGUACUGUAAUGUGUCUGGCUGGCUCUGCAAAGCUAACAGUCCUCAUCGAGCAUUCUGGGAGCUCAUUAACGGAGUCUGGGAGCUGGAGGAGACCCGGCAGUGGGGAUAGGGGAGCCAGCUCACUGAGCAGAACACAGCAGCCUGGCAGAACACUGUCUAGUUGCAGCAGCAGCAGAGUAGCUGAGGAAGAAGAGAUGCUGCCUGGGCCCAGGCCAGGUCCAGCUAGUAGAAUAAACCCAGAGUGACAGCCCUGAUCUGGAUCUACAUGGCCUUGUCUAAUCCAGACAGCUCUGGUCCCAACCAAUAGGGAGAGGAGGCAGGUGUAGAGGGAGAGAGAACUUUACAUAAGCUUUAAAACAUUAAAAUAGGUCUCAGCGCCCACCAGGUUAUUCUGUAUCUUCCCCAUUCCUACCUACUGGUCCUCAGUGGAUCCCCAGUUCUGAAGGUGUUGUGUUCUGCACCUCUGCCUUGCUGUAUCCUUCUGCUGUCAGCAUUGGUGAACCAACAGGCACCGUCACAUUAUUCCAUCCCACCCUAUCAGAAAGAGGAAAGAUGGCAUCAGUUGUGUGAAUGUUGGUCCUGACAUGCUGAUACAUUAUGCCAAUCUUAAUUGUGUUUGUUUGUCUUAUAAUCUGUAUAUUGUUUGUUACCUCUUUCAUGUUUGUACUCUCUGUCAAAUCCAUUCUAUCUGCCUCUCUCUCCCUCUCCUCUCCCCAAACAAACUCUCUCUCUCUUUCUCUCCUCCAGAGUCGUAGCCCGCGUCACUCCCAGUCCACCCAGUCUGGGCUAGCUGACCAGGCUGCUAAGCUGUCCUUUGCCUCAGCUGAGUCUCUGGCUGAGACCAUGUCUGAGGCUGACAUCCCCCUAGGGUUCAGCCGAACCAACCGCUUCCGCCAGAGCCUGCCCCUGUCUCGCUCAGCCAGCCAGAACAAGCUGCGCUCCCCAGGUGAGACCCAACACCCACACUGGAGCUAGAUGUGAUCCAGACAUUACAGAGACUAUACAUGACGUGUACAUGAUCACAUCUUAAUCUUUACCAAGAACUGCUACAGUAAGACAGCGCUCCCCAUGUGAGACCCACCACACACUGUACAGAGAAUAUACAGUACAUGAGAUCAGUGGAGGAAGGGGAGGACCAUCCUGCUCAGUGAAUUCCAUAAAAAUAAAAAUAGUUGAAACUUUAAAACAGUUAUCCUUUUGGAUAAAACUAUACUAAAUAUAUUCACAUGCCACCAAAUAAUUGAUUAAAACGCACUGUUUUGCAAUGAAGGUCUACAGUAGCCUCAACAGCACUCUGUAGGGUAGCACCAUGGUGUAGGCGGGGGACAGCUAGUUUCUGUCCUCCUCUUGGUACAUUGACUUCAAUACAAAAUCUAGGAGGCUCAUGCUUCUCACCCACUUCCAUAGACUUACACAGUUAUUAUGACAACUUCCAGAGGACAUUCUCCAAUCUAUCAGAGCUCUUGCAGCAUGAACUGACAUGUUGUCCACCCAAUCAAAGGAUCAGAGAAGUAAUCUAGUACUGAAAGCAUAAGCUACUACAGCUAGCUAGCACUGCAGUGUAUAACAUGUGGUGAGUAGUUGACUCAAAGAGAGAGAAAGACAAUAGUUGAACAGUUUUGAAAAAAUGCAUUUCCUUAAAAAUGAAGGAGAAGCAAGAGAGAGAGAGAGAGAUUGCUAUAUUUAGUUGUAUUUUUUUUUUAAACUUUCACUUAGCUAGCAAAUGCAGCUAGCUAGUUUAGCCUACUCAAACACCCAGCUCAAACAGAGAGGGAUGCUAUGUUAGCUAACUGGCUAUGGCUAUCCAAAACUGGAACUUUUCCAAAUCAAGGUUAGCUUUUGGUUUUAUUCAUUUAUUGCCCCUGCCGGUGUAACUGCUAAACUGCUUGCUAACUGUACACUGUACUGCAUGAUUGUAGUGGGUUUACUAACGCGUUAGUUCUAGUAGCUAUGUUGACUGACAUUAGCUAAUAUGGUGACAACAAUGUAGGCUGUGUGUAGCGGUUAGCGGUCAUGGUAUGAAGGUUUGGCUUAGAAAGUUUUUAUUGCCUGGUCGCAGACAGCUGAUGUGUUAUGCACUGAAGCCCACAAGCGAAGGGAAAAGGUGACAGGAGGACAGUGUGUAAAUGCGAGAAGGAAUUAACAUGAAAGUGAUCAUGCUGUUUGAAUGUGGCUGCUAUGAAAGUGAACUAUUCUGUUGAAAAACCUUUCUUAAGUGGAAGCAAACGGAACGAAACGGGGAUAAACAUACCUGAAUUUGUCCAAUAGAAAAUCUUGUUUGCAACUGUUGGACUAAAGAUUACACCCUAGAUCAGCUAGAUGCAGGCAAGUGUGCAAGGCGGUAUUGAAUGUGCCACUGUCUGUCACCUUGAUUACUCAAAUGUUUAUCUUGACCUAUACACCUACGUUGUAAACUUCAUUCAUAGGCUAGGUUGUAGCAACUUCAUGAUGGGUAUAGUUAAAAUGUGAGUUUCAUGUAGUAGCCUAAACCUAUAAAUGUUACAUUGAGCUGUGUGAUUGGAAUAUGAAUGACAGUCAUCCAAUAUGCUGUAAUAGAAAUAAGGCCAUGCUCAUAAAAUAAAUGAUCGUCCUUCCUCAUCUUAAACGGCACCGACCGCCAUUGCAUGUCAUAUACAGUACCAGUCAAAAGUUUGGACACACCCACUCAUUCAAGGGUUUUUCUUUAUUUUUACUAUUGUAGUAACCAAAAAAGUGUUAAACAAAUCAAAAUAUAGUUUAUAUUUGAGAUUCUUCAAAGUAGCCACCAUUUGCCUUGUGUCACGAUCGUCGUAAUGAUUGGACCAAGGCGCAGCGUGAAAUGCGUACAUCUUUUAUUGAGUACUUACACACAGCAACAAAACAACAAAACGAAACGUGAAGUCCUCGGUCAUAAACACAAACCUACACGGAACAAGAUCCCACAAAUGACAAGUGCACAAAAGGCUGCCUAAGUAUGGUACCCAAUCAGAGACAACGAGCCACAGCUGUCUCUAAUUGGGAACCCACCCCGGCCAACAUAGAAACACAUAAACUAGACAAGAACAUAGAAAACGAAACAUAAAACUACACGUCGAAACUAACACCCUGGCUCAACAUAUAAGAGUCCCUAGAGCCAGGGCGUGGACACCUUGAUGACAGCUUUGCACACUCUUGGCAUUCUCUCAACCAGAUUCAUGAGGGUAGUCACCUGGAAUGCAUUUCAAUUAAUAGGUGUGCCUUUUAAAAGUUAAUUUGUGGAAUUUAUUUCCUUCUUAAUGCGUUUGAGCCAAUCAGUUUUGUUGUGACAAGGUAGGGGUGGGGUAUAUAGAAGAUAGCCCUAUAUGGUAAAAGACCAAGUCCAUAUUAUGGCAAGAACAGCUCAAAUAAUCAAAGAGAAAUGACAUUACUUUAAGACAUGAAGGUCAGUCAAUACAGAAAAUGUGUGCAGUCGCAAAAACCAUCAAGCGCUAUGAUGAAAACUGGCUCUCAUGAGGACUGCCACAGGAAAGGAAGACCAUUAGAGUUACCAGCCUCAGAAAUUGCAGCCCAAAUAAGUACUUCACAGAGUUCAAGUAACAGACACAUCUCAACAUCAACUGUUCAGAGGAGACUGCGUGAAUCAUGCUUUCAUGGUUGAAUUGCUGCAAAGAAACCACUACUAAAGGACAACAAUAAGAAGAAGAGACUUACUUGGACCAAGAAAACACGAGCAAUGGACAUUAGAUCGGUGGAAAUUUGUCCUUUGGUCUGGAGUCCAAAUUGGAGAGUUUUGGUUCCAACCGCUGUGGCGGUUAAUAAAAAAGUUGUCAGAUUGACGCAGAUGCUAAGCUACAGGACUGUUUUGCUAGCACAGACUGGAAAAUGUUCCGGAGGAUUCUUCAGAUAGCAUUGAGAGUACACCACAUCAGGUCACUGGCUUCAUCAAUAAUGCAUCGAUGAAGUCAUCCCCCACAGUGACCGUACGUACAUACCCCAACCAGAAGCCAUGGAUUACAGGCAACAACCACACUGAGCUAAAGGGUAGAGCUGCCGCUUUCAAGGAGCAGGACUCUAACCCGGAACGCUUAUCCCGCUAUGGCCCUCCAACGAAACCAUCAAAACAGGCAAAGAGUUUCAAUACAGGAAUUAAGAUGAUUGAAUCGGACCCAGCGUCGGAUGGUGGCAGGGGCUGAAACUCCCCUUGACUGUAGCCAGGCGUGAAACUUCCGGCCAUGAAGCUGCCAACGGCCAGACGGAUUACCAGGACGUGUACUCCGAGCAUGUGCUGACCAACUGGCAAGUGUCUUCACCAACAUUUUCAACAUGGUCCCUGACUGAGUCUGUAAUAUUAACAUGUUUCAAGCAGACCACCAUAGUCCCCGUGCCCAAGGACACUAAGAUAACAUGCCUAAAUGACUACCGACCCGUAUAACUGACGUCUGUAGCCAUGAAGUGCUUUGAAAGAAUGGUCAAGGCUCACAUCAACACCAUUAUCCCAGAAACCCUAGACCCACUCCAAUUUGCAUACCGCCUCAACAGAUUCACAGAUGAUGCGAUCUCUAUUGCACUCCACACUGCCCUUUCCCACCUGGACAAGAGGAACACCUACGUGAGAAUGCUAUUCAUUGACUACCGCUCAGCGUUCAACACCAUAGUGCCCUCAAAGCUCAUCACUAAGCUAAGGAUCCUGGGACUAAACACCUCCCUCUGCAACUGGAUCCUGGACUUUCCGACGGGCCGCCCCCAGGUGGUAAGGGUAGGUAACAACACAUCUGCCACGCUGAUCCUCAACACGGGGGCCCCUCAGGGGUGCGUGCUCAGUCCCCUCCUGUACUCCCUGUUCACCCAUGACUGCAUAGCCAGGCACGACUCCAACACCAUCAUUAAGUUUGCCGACGACACAACAGUGGUAGGCCUGAUCACCGACAACAUUGAGACAGCCUAUAGGGAGGAGGUCAGAGACCUGGCCGUGUGGUGCCAGGAUAACAACCUCUCCCGCAACGUGACCAAGACAAAGGAGAUGAUUGUGGACUACAGGGAAAAAAAGAGGACUGAGCACGCCCCCAUUCUCAUCGACGGGGCUGUAGUGGAACAGGUUGAGAGCUUCAAGUUCCUUGGUGUCCACAUCACCAAUGAACUAUCAUGGUCCAAACACACCAAGACAGUAGUGAAGAGGGCACGACAAAGCCUAUUCUCCCUCAGGAGACUGAAAAGAUUUGGCAUUGUUUCUCAGAUCCUCAAAAAGUUAUACAGCUGCACCAUCGAGAUCCUCCUGACUGGUUGCAUCACCGCCUGGUAUGGCAACUGCUCAGCCUCCGACCACAAGGCACUGCAGAGGGUAGUGCGUACGGCCCAGUACAUCACUGGGGCCAAGCUUCCUGCCAUCCAGGACCUCUAUACCAGGCGGUGUCAGAGAAAGGCCCUCAAAAUUGUCAAAGACACCUUAGUCAUAGACUGUUCUCUCUGCUACCACACGGCAAGCGGUACCGGAGCGCCAAGUCUAGGUCCAAAAGGCUUCUCAACAGCUUCUACCCCCAAGCCAAAAGUCUCCUGAACAGCUAAUCAUGGCUACCCAGACUAUUUGCACUGCCCCCCCACCCCCACCCCAUCUUUUUACGCUGCUGCUACUCUGUUAAUUAUUUAUGCAUAGUCACUUUAACUCUACCCACAUAUUACCUCAACUACCUCAACUAGCCGGUGCCCCCGCACAUUGACUCUGCACCAAUACCCCCCCUGUAUAUAGCCUCCCUACUGUUAUUUUAUUUUACUUCUGCUCUUUUUUUCUCAACACUUUUUUGUUGUAGUUGUUUUAUUUUACUUUUUUAUUAAAAACUAAAUGCAUUGUUGGUUAAGGGCUGUAAGUAAGCAUUUCACGGUAAUGUCUACACCUGUUGUAUUCGGCGCAUGUGGCAAAUAACAUUUAAUUUGAUUUGAUUUGUGAGACGCAGUGUAGGUGAACGGAUGAUCUCCGCAUGUGUAGUUCCCACCGUGAAGCAUGGGGAAGGAGGUGUGAUGGUGUGGGGGUGCUUUGCUGGUGACACUGUCUGUGAUUUAUUUAGAAUUCAAGGCACACUUAACCAGCAUGGCUACCACAGCAUUCUGCAGCGACACGCCAUCCCAUCUGGUUUGGGCUUAGUGGGACUAUCAUUUGGUUUUCAACAGGACAAUGACCUAAAACACCUCCAGGCUGUGUAAGGGCUAUUUGACCAAGAAGGAGAGUGAUGGAGUGCUGCAUCAGAUGACCUGGCCUCCACAAUACCCCGACCUCAACCCAAUUGAGAUGGUUUGGAAUGAGUUGGACCACAGAGUGAAGGAAAAGCAGCCAACAAGUGCCCAGCAUAUAUGGGAACUUCUUCAAGACUGUUGGAAAAGCAUUCCAGGUGAAGCUGGUUGAGAGAAUGCCAAGAGUGUGCAAAGCUGUCAUCAAGGCAAAGGGUGGCUACUUUGAAGAAUCUUAAAUAUAAAAUAUAUUUUGAUUUUUUGGUUACUACAUGUGUGUUAUUUCAUAGUUUUGAUGUCUUCACUAUUAUUCUACAAUGUAGAAAGUAGUAAAAAUAAAGAAAAACCCUUGAAUGAGUAGGUGUGUCCAAACUUUUGACUGGUACAUGACCAUGUACAGGCAACAUCUUCCUCAUCCCAAAGCUUUUGUAAACUUCUUGCAUUAAAUGUCAAUUUACCAAUCUGAUCAGAAUGGCUUCAUGCCAUUUUCAUAUUAACAUUUACCUAGCUUAUCUGCUAUCUUAUGAAACCUUAUCUGCUUACAUAGUAAAUAAUUAUCAAUAAUUAUCAAACAUCUCAAAUCCCUUUCACGUUUUGUGGUUAUGCUUUCUUUGAAUUCACUAUUCAAUAUGAAUUCUUGUGAAAUUAUUGAAUCGUGAUAACAUUUGCAUAUUUUGUAACCAUUUCAUAAGCGUAAGUUAUGCACUCCAGGCUGGGUGUUGUUAUCAGGGACCAAUCACACAUCUCCUGGGUUAGUCAUGUAACCUACAACCUGGUGCCUCUUCACACCCUCAGAUCAGUGUGAUUAUUCUCUGCCUGCCUGCCCUGUGCUGCAUUACUGCUUACAUAACACUGGAUCAUCCAUGCCUUAGAUUGUGUCCCACUAUCUGAGGCACAACAACCAUAUACAGCCAUACACUGCACUGUAUUUCAUUAUUAGCACAGGGAUAAUAUAUUUAUAGACAUAACCUCAUGAUUCAGAUCCUUACGUAUUAUUCAUUUAUUUAUUCUACAGAGUCAUAUUGAGUGAACUCAGCGUUGGGACAGCUUUACAGUGUGGAUGGAUCAGACUUAUAAACAUUGGGGGGGUGUAGGCUAUGCUAAGCACGCAGGGAGAAACAGAGUGCUGUAAAACCAGUGACAGUGACGGAUGAUGAGCCCUUUGGAAGAGGAGUUUAGGCAGUGCUAUAGAACAGUGGCACUCUCUCACUCCCACCUCCUCCUGUCUAUUUAUCAACUCGAGUCUCUGACUCUCGUCACCUUCCCUCUAUCUAUCUCUCUCUCCUUUUUCUUUGAAUUUCAUCACCCCUUCCUCUAUGUUUCUAUUAUCUCCUGCUCUACCUUCAUCCUCUUCCUCUCUGUCUGUUUGACUUUAAAUUCUCUCUCCGUGGCCUAGGGUGGUCUAGCGGUGAUGGCUCAGCCUCCGGCACACAUCUACAGUGUCGGCAUAGGUUCCAAUCCGGCCUACUGACCUUUGACCCAACCUCUCUCUACCUUUCCCCACUGUCAUAAUCUCUGUCUAUCUAUUCAAUAAAGUAUUUAUCUCUCUCCUUCUCCAGGCGUGCUGUUCCUGCAGUUUGGGGAUGAGACGCGGCGGGUGCACAUCACCCACGAGCUGAGCAGCCUGGACACGCUGCACGCCCUCAUCGUGCACAUGUUCCCCCAGAAGCUGACGGCGGGGAUGCUCAAGUCCCCCAACACGGCCAUCCUGAUCAAGGACGAGGCGCGCAAUGUCUUCUACGAGUUGGAGGACAUCCGGGAUAUCCAGGACCGCAGCAUCAUCAAGAUCUACCGCAAGGAGCCCAUCUACGCCUCCUACCCAGCCACACACCUGGUCAACGGGGACCUGAGGGUGAGACAGGGAGGGGAGAGAAGGGUGAGGGAGGAGAGAAGGGUGCUGAGGAAGGGGAGGGGAGGGGGGGUGGAGCUGGGAUGGGGGUCUGAUAGGGGGAUAGGUGGAUGGAGGGCUCAUUAUUCUACUAUAAAUGCUGAUACUAUCACAUUACUGUUGGGCUUUAACCUUUGAAGGUGCAACAGCCCUUUUGUGUUUAUGUUGCAACAGUAAAUUUGACAGGUUGUGGAGGCGUAUGGGUUAUUUCUCCAGAUAUUCCCGCUGGGCAGUACUUUUAUCUUCAAGAUAACCAUUUGCUGCCUGGACACUAAAGAACAAUGUUGCCCAGGGAGAUGAACUUGUUUCACCCCCUCUGCAUGUCUCUGCUUUGGUUGAGUUCAAGGUAACUUGAAGUUGUUCUGUUUUCAGUCCCUAUCAUCUGUAUAUUCACAAUACAUUGAGGAUGAAUCAGCCAUUACCUAUGCAAGUAAUUAGAGUGUGUGUGUGGGUGGCUGUGUCUCUGUCUCUGUCUGUGUCUGUGCGUAUGAGUGUGUUUUCGUGUGUGUGUGUGUGUGUGUGUGUGUUUGUGUGUGUGCGUGCAGGCAUACUAAAAUCUAAAAAGUGUGUAUGGAGGAACAAAAUAUCCCAGAUGGACUGAACUAGAUUAAAGAGAGUUCUUAUUUCCAGAAGGGUAGAUGAUGUGGUAAAGCCAGGCCUUUGAAGAACAUUAAAGUUGCUGGCUCUUUGCUGGCUCUUUGUUCUAUGACAGUGUGUGUGUGAACUGCACACCCCCUUCUAGUUCAGUGCUGUACUUGGGACUGCCCUGCAUGUUAACUAACAUCUUGACAUUGAACUGCUCCCGUGUGUAUAUUUUUGGGUUUGUAUAGCUGGUUUUAACUGUGUUUUCAGGGUUUUAUGUAAGUGUGUGUCCCGACUCCUGUGUAGUGUGUGUGUGUGUGUGUGUGUGUGUGUGUGUGUGUGUGUGUGUGUGUGUGUGUGUGUGUACAAUAUUAAAGGCUUAGACCACACAGGCAAGCGGUGGAGGAGAGAAGAAAGAAGGAACCUGUGGUGGAUGAGGAAAUUCCUCACAUUCAUUCUAAUGAACGAGGAGUGGGUUAGGCUCCUGCUUUCUCUCACUUCUCUUCAAUAGAGAGGAAAUUGAUAUGUGCAGAUAUGGAGACAUGCUGAAUAUCAGCUCUUUGUAAUCCAAUGUAAUGCCAAUGGGUUUAGUUGGGUUGGUUAAAUGGAGCUCAGUGGUUCUCCUAGAUGAGUGGAAGGAGAAGAAAGAAACAGUGCGACAAUAAGGCUGGACUGGGCCCCUCUCUUAAGCUCUUUCACUUUCAGCCUCAGUUAUUACACUGUAAGGUGACAGUCAAUACAUGUAGGUAUUCCCAUAUCCUAUAAGCCUUACUGUACUCUUGGAUAGAGUCAUUACUAUAGACUUGAAUAACACGUGUUGAUUGUGUGGUGGUAUUUGAUGUGGGCUUGUAUAAAGAUGCUAUGAUUGCAUUGAUGAGCCCAGGCUGCCACAGACUGUCCAAUGUCAGUCUGAUCUCCUAUCCUCUGAUUGUCAGUCUGGCACAAAGGGGGAGCACAGCCUUUUCAUCCACUGGUAUCCAUGGUAACCUACCCUCCACCCCUGCCCCUGUUGUCGUUUCAGAGGGAUCUGGUGUAUACGUCCCGAGAGUCCUCCCCCACCCGCCGCCUCAACACCCUGCCCUCCUCCUCCGCCUCGCCCCCCUCCGGUACCCCAUCCCGCUCUCGUCUGUCCUACAGUGGGGGGCGGCCUCCCUCCUUUGCCGGGCCGGGUAGUCACCCCCAGCACCAACAACACUCCCAGCACCAGCAGCACCCCCAGCAGCACCAGCCCCAGCACUCCCACCACCCUGGGGCUGGCUCCCACCACGGGGGCCCCAAUGCCGGCCUGUCCUCAUCCCCUAGCGCCAUCCUGGAGCGUCGCGACGUCAAGCCCGACGAGGAGGUGUCUGGGAAGAACAUGAUGCUGGUGAAGAACGAGGGGUUGUACGCUGACCCCUACAGCCUGGUACAUGAGGGCCGCCUCAGCAUCGCCUCUACACAGUCACUGGCUGCCAUCGGAGACCCCUUCGGCUUCCCCGUGUCUGGUGGGCUGUACCGCCGUGGCUCUGUGCGCUCCCUCAGCACCUACUCUGCUGCCGCCCUGCAGGGGGAGCUGGAGGACGCCCUGUACAAGCCUGGAGGUCCCGUCUACUCCGACUCCUACUCCUCAGCCACACUGGGCAUGGGCUUCCGCAUGCCCCCAUCCUCCCCACAGAAAAUCCCUGAUAUGCAGCUGAGGGACAGGGGGGACUCGUACUCCAGCUCUCCCAACCGAGCCUCCCCGGUCAGGCAGACCUUCCGCAAGGACUCAGCCUCCUCUUCCAUGUUUGUGGAGAGCCCCAAGUCCAGGCCCAGUUCCAGCUCUGACCCUUUGGCCCUGCAGGCCGGGCCGGGAGGGGACGGGAGUAGGUUUGCGCCCGGGUACAGCUCCCCACUCCCUGGAGAAACUUCUGAGUCCAAGUGAGUGUGUGUGUGUGUGGUUUGAGAUUUCAUGCUUCCCCUAUACAGUAUGUAUGUGUUUCACUAGGUGUUUUCAAGUGUAUACUAGUAUGUUGUGACGUUACUGUGUGACGUGUGGGCGCAUGAGCUUGCAUGAUUGUGUGUGUGAGUGAACCUAACUGACCAGUGUGUGUUAACCUGCUGGCUUUCUCCAGGGAUCGUAUGGAGCGUCUGGACCGUAUGGAGGCCAUGGAGAAACAGAUAGCCAGUCUGACAGGCCUGGUUCAGAGUGUACUGACCAAAGCACCCGACAGUGACAGCACGUAA
Messenger RNA from Coregonus sp. 'balchen', 13228 nucleotides. Lineage: Eukaryota; Metazoa; Chordata; Actinopteri; Salmoniformes; Salmonidae. The record is from the annotation of a GenBank genome assembly.